UUAGAAGCCUCGCUACGCUCGGCAAUUGCAGUUGUUGUGUAGAUACUGCAACUUUUGUCAUCGAUAUCGAUCGAUGUCUAACUGGAUUCAUCAUGAUUGCUACACCCCUUGGCUCUCUCCGUAUUUUCCUCGUCUUCAGACUCUGCAAAGACUUCCUGAGCUACUUCUAUCCACCGUUUAAUUAAUUAGUACGUGAUUUCGUCGUUUCCCUUUUUUCUGUAGAUUCUUGCGAUACUUGCGACUGGUGGGAAUUUGACAGAAAAGCUACCUGCCAUGGAGACAUGCAACAUGAGCGCCUGGGUAACGAAAGCUCCAACUUCGACUGUAAUUCGCGAGCUCUAGACACCGGUAGACUCCUCACACCGGUACUCAGUGAGUCACAACUGGCAUUUGAGACAUCUCAGAAUUUCUCUCAGGAAGACUAAUACCUUUCCUUUCUCGUGGGAGAGAUGAUCCAGUCCUUAGUGAGUCACUCUGCAGCCAGUCGGACAUUCCUGAGCAGAACCGGAAGACUGCAAUUUGGGCGCCAAGCAUGUCAGACGACUGUGGUACAUCCAGAGUAUUGGUAUUCGAUAAUGAAGGUGGUCUUGCUGACUCAACUAUGUCAGAGCUAAGAGACAUUACCAAGUUGCUGAAGGAAAGGUUGGCACAGGAUAAACAGCUUGCCACUCUUUUGGAGAGCCAGUGUCCACACCAGAGUAUUGCUACUGACGACAGCCAUCAUCAGCCAUCAUCACGGAAAAGAAAGUUGCCUUUAGACCUAUCCAUGCAGGUUCGUUUAACUUAUAAGCUAGUGUCUGAAGAAAAUGGUUGGGAUUUAAAAAAGAGCUUCAGUGAUCACCAGAACACAAGAGUCACUUGUGAGAUUGUUCAGUCUGUCCAAGGCAUUGGAGGUUCUUGGGGUCCCGGUCUUAUUAAACAGGCAGUACAGAGGUACUUCUAGUCUCUUUCAGAAAAUAAAAGAAGAAACGAUACCGUUGGUGUGGAAGAAAACAGAAGGAAAGCUCGGCGGCGUCAGCGUCUCCAUCAUGUAAGAUACUUGACUGUUACAUGCUUUUGCAUAAUCACAAUAAUCUGUAGAGCUAUGUUGAAGCUCUAGAAGCUUUGCUGCUUAUGCACUAGAGUUGCACCGAUAAUUGAAUCGGUUAUUGGUUAUCGGUAAAUACAGGCAUAUCGAUAUUUUA
This is a messenger RNA of Corticium candelabrum, 1184 nucleotides long. RefSeq lists its product as uncharacterized. Lineage: Eukaryota; Metazoa; Porifera; Homoscleromorpha; Homosclerophorida; Plakinidae. The transcript has 7 exons. The record is from RefSeq and is a predicted model, not a curated record. The coding region runs from base 533 to 943 and encodes 136 amino acids.